GAAAAAGAGAGGUUUUCUGGCUGGUUGGCUUUGGUUGUGGCAAGCCCAGCAGGAGCCAACCUCCUCCUCCUCUCUCUCGUUUCCCUCCCCCUCUUCUUUUCUCUCCCCCCCCCACUUUUUUCCCCCUUUUUGCUUUGCCAACACCCGCGGAAGGUGGAGCUUCGGCCGCGCUGCGUCGCAGGCGUCAGAAUCCUCGAUUUCCAACUUCGCGUCUUGGCCGGACCUUUUGGCGGAGCGCGCAAAGGAAAGUGGGGUGGGAGAGGGAGAGAGAGAGAGAGAGAGAAAGCGCCCUUCUCCGUCCAAAGGAGGGAGGCAGAGAGAUAAGGCGAAGGAGUAGGAGAAGAGGGGGAGGAGGAAGAGGAGGGGAGAAAAGAAGAAGGGAGCCAUUCGCCGGAGUGCGUCCAAGCUCAGCUCGGCUGCACUGGAGAGGCGGCGAAGGAGGGCGCGCGCGUCGAGCCCGCUAGCCCCGGCUUGUAGAAGCACCCUCGGAGGCAGACCUCGACGACGCUCGCCGUAGAGAGAAACGCACAGGGCGCCCGGGAGAGAGGGAGGCAGGGAGGGAGGACGGACGCAGUUCCUGGCGACGGCGGUGGUGGCUGUGCGCUCGCUGCCUGGCGGGUAUAUGCCUGCCUCUGGCCAUGUCGUAUCCUCAGGGUUAUUUGUACCAGCCGUCGGCUUCCUUGGCGCUCUACUCCUGCCCGGCUUACAGCACCAGCGUGAUCUCCGGCCCCAGGACGGAUGAGCUGGGCAGAUCGUCGUCCGGCUCGGCUUUCUCUCCUUACGCCGGCUCCACCGCCUUCAGUGCGCCCUCGCCGGGUUACAACUCACACCUCCAGUACAGCGCUGAUCCGGCGGCCGCGGCCGCAGCCGCUUUCUCCUCUUACGUGGGCUCGCCCUACGACCACACCCCCGGCAUGGCCGGCUCUUUGGGGUACCACCCUUACGCGGCUCCCUUGGGAUCCUACCCCUACGGCGACCCGGCCUACCGGAAAAACGCCACCCGGGACGCCACGGCCACCCUCAAGGCCUGGCUGAACGAGCACCGGAAAAACCCUUACCCCACCAAAGGCGAGAAGAUCAUGCUGGCCAUCAUCACCAAGAUGACCCUCACGCAGGUCUCCACCUGGUUCGCCAACGCCCGGCGGCGCCUCAAAAAGGAGAAUAAAAUGACCUGGACUCCCCGGAACCGGAGCGAAGACGAGGAGGAAGAGGAGAACAUCGACUUGGAGAAGAACGACGAGGAGGAGCCACAGAAGCUGGAGGAGAAGGGCGAUCUGGAGGCGAUCGAGAUAGGUGCUGGAGACCCGAAGGGAGGCGCGGCAGGCAAAGAAGCCGACGGCGCGUUGAGCGACUCGGAUUGUAAAGAAGCCCCCGACGAGGCGCUCAGCGGGCCGCCUCCUUCUCCAAGCGCACCAGCAGCUGCACCGGCCGGAGGAGAGGACCCGCAGCCGGCCCACCCGCUGCCCGCCCAGUACAGACCCCCUUCGACGGACCUGCACCCCCUCCUGCCUUCCAGCAACGGGACGUCGGUGAUCCACUCGCCCCAGGCGGCUCCGCAGGCGGCAGCGGCGGCGGGAGCCGGGGCCCUUUCCAAGCCUAAACUGUGGUCUUUGGCGGAGAUCGCCACCUCAGCGGACAAAUCGAAGGAGGGCAGCGGCGAGGCGGCCCCGCAGGCUCCGAGUUUAGCCGGAGCCGGCUCGGCACAAUCCCCGACAGCGCGGUCGCCUUCCUCCACGCACUGCCCUUUCCCCAAUGGCGCCUCGGUCCUCUCGCGGCCCCUCUAUUACACCACCAGCCCCUUUUACCCGGGUUACACGAACUACAGCUCUUUCGGACACCUCUCCGGCAACGCGGCGACGGCGGGGAACCCCAGCCCCCAUUUUAACGGAUUAAACCAGACUAUUUUGAACAGAGCGGAAGCCUUGGCUAAAGAAACUAAAAUCCUCAGAAGCCAGUCCCAGUUUGAUCUUAGUAAAGACUCGCCUUACGAACUGAAGAAAGGUAUGUCGCAUAUUUAAUCUUGAGUUUCUUCCCAGAUUAAAAACCCUCUUCGUCAUCCACGACCGGACUAUCCCCUCUCCCUUGAUUUUUCUUUUCUUUUUAAUUUUUUAUGUUGUCUAUUUCUUUCUGCUUUUUUAUUGUUGUUGGUUUUAAUUUAUUUACAACCAAUUCAGACUUGAUUUUGGCAGAGGUUUCUUUUUUAAUUAAAAAAAAGAGAGAACUAAGUGCGGAAGGAGGAAAACAAGAAAAAGAGGGGGGAGAGAAACCCAGACCACUCCAAUUUCCAAAAUCAGUGGUAUAAUUUAUUUGAGAAAGCAGAAAGUAAGCAGCUCUUGGGAGGAGAAAUAAUAA
Podarcis raffonei (Aeolian wall lizard) is the source of this 2352-nucleotide messenger RNA. RefSeq names its product iroquois homeobox 5 (gene IRX5). Gene Ontology annotation, cellular component: nucleus. The record is from RefSeq and is a predicted model, not a curated record. Gene Ontology annotation, biological process: regulation of transcription by RNA polymerase II; neuron differentiation; cell development. Gene Ontology annotation, molecular function: DNA-binding transcription factor activity, RNA polymerase II-specific; RNA polymerase II cis-regulatory region sequence-specific DNA binding. Lineage: Eukaryota; Metazoa; Chordata; Lepidosauria; Squamata; Lacertidae.